AUGUGGCAGCAUUACUACAAGUAUUUAAAUGCAACCAUUAAUAUUGUUCCUUUUUCCUUUCAGCCCAAGUCUCUGGGACAGACGCUGCUGAUGGAGGUUUUCCAAAGAGGAAACAUUAUGGAAAGUGAUUACUUUGGCCUGGAGUUUCAAAACACGCAGAUGAACUGGGUUUGGCUUGAACCAACUAAGCUCAUUGUGAGACAAGUUAGAAGGCCUGCAAAUACACUAUUUAGACUCUCUGUAAAAUUCUUCCCACCGGACCCUGGUCAGCUUCAGGAAGAAUAUACACGGUACUUAUUCUCAUUACAGAUGAAGAGAGAUUUAAUCGAGGGAAAGUUGAUCUGCAGCGAAAAUACAGGAGCCUUGUUGGCAUCUCACCUUGUCCAGUCUGAGAUUGGAGAUUAUGACGACGCUGCCGACAGGGACUUUCUGAAGACAAACCAGGUGUUGCCUUAUCAAGACAAAGUAGAGGACAGGAUCAUGGAGCUGCAUCGGAGACACGUGGGCCAGACUCCAGCUGAAUCAGACUUUCAAAUCCUAGAAAUUGCCCGAAAACUGGAAAUGUAUGGCGUGCGCUUCCACCCCGCAGCCGAUCGUGAAGGCACCAAGAUCAACCUCUCUGUGGCGCACAUGGGCCUGCAAGUUUUUCAGGGUAAUACAAAAAUCAACACUUUUAACUGGUCUAAGAUUCGCAAACUGAGCUUCAAAAGGAAACGCUUCUUAAUCAAGCUCCACCCUGAAGUCCAUGGUCCUCACCAGGACACUCUGGAGUUUAUGAUGGGCAGUCGAGACCAGUGUAAGAUCUUCUGGAAGAUCUGUGUAGAGUACCAUUCAUUUUUCCGCUUGUUUGAUCAGCCCCAGCCCAAAAACAAAGCUAAACUGUUCACCAGAGGCUCCUCUUUCAGAUACAGUGGAAGAACUCAGAAACAACUUGUGGAGUUUGUUAAAGAAAAUGGAGCAAAGCGGACACCCUAUCAGAGGAGGAACAGUAAAAUACGAAUGUCUGCUCGCUCCAUCACCACCGAUGUGCCAAAACAGAGUUUAUCUUUCAAUGACAGCCUCAGGGCCCAAGGCUCUCCCUCCUCUAUGUCUUUCCACCCAGCACACAUGUCCAACAUCUCCAGUCUCCACUCGAGACAGGAUGUCCCGCCCCCCUACGGCCUCAUCCACAGUGUGGCGCCUCCUCUGCAGCAGGUCCAGCCGCUGUCCCCUCCUCAGACCACCAGACCCCCGAGUCCGCCGAAGGAAGACUCUGUCAAGGCCGCUGCCCCGUCUCAAUUGGCUUUUCAAGAUUCGGUGGACAGCCCGCAGCUCUCCCCAUGUAUCUCCAAAGGUCCUCUCUGUCUGUCUCCCUCCUUUCAAAUGUCCACCCUGAGUCUGCCGGGACACUCCUCACCCCUGCAAAGCCCCAUCCUGACUGAAGGGGGCAGCACCACCAAACUGGAGGAAGAAGAGGAGGGCAGGAGGAAGCGUUACCCCACAGACAAGGCCUACUUCAUUGCCAAAGAGAUUCUGACCACGGAGCGAACAUAUCUGAAGGAUCUUGAGGUCAUCACUGUGUGGUUUCGCAGCGCAGUGAUCAAAGAGAACGCGAUGCCCGAGGGCCUCAUGAACCUGCUCUUCUCAAACAUUGACCCCAUCUAUGAAUUUCACCGCGGUUUCCUCAAAGAGCUGGACCAGCGGCUGGCCCUGUGGGAGGGGCGGUCAAACGCUCACGUCAAAGGGGACUACCAGAGGAUCGGUGACGUCAUGCUCCGAAACAUGUGUGCGCUAAAGGAGUUCACCAGUUACCUGCAGAAACACGAUGAGGUGCUGACGGAGCUGGAGAAGGCCACGAAGCGUCUGAAGAAACUGGAGACGGUUUAUAAAGAGUUCGAGCUACAGAAAGUCUGUUAUUUACCUCUGAACACGUUUCUGCUGAAGCCGAUCCAGCGCCUCAUGCACUACAAGCUCAUACUGGAGAGACUGUGCAAGCACUACUCCCCAGCACACAAGGACUACGACGACUGCAAGGAGGCCUUGAAGGAAGUGGCUGAGAUUGCGACUCAGCUCCAGAGCAGUUUGAUCCGACUGGAGAACUUCCAAAAGCUGACAGAGCUGCAGAGGGACCUAAUCGGGAUCGAAAACCUGACCGCCCCUGGACGAGAAUUCAUCAGAGAGGGAUGUCUAUACAAACUGACAAAGAAAGGGUUACAGCAGAGAAUGUUUUUCCUGUUCUCAGAUAUGCUCCUCUACACAAGCAAAGGAGUUACAGCAACCAACCAGUUUAAAGUUCACGGCCAGCUCCCUCUUCAUGGCAUGAUUGUUGAAGAAAGUGAAAAUGAGUGGUCUGUCCCGCACUGCUUCACCAUCUACUCUGCUCAGAGGACCAUCGUUGUGGCCGCCAGCUCAAAAGUGGAAAUGGGAAAAUGGAUUGAGGAUUUGAACUUUGCCAUCGACAUGGCCAAGAAAUCUCAGGAGAAGUCCAGUGUGUUCAUUGACUCUCAACUAUGUGAUCGCUCCAACCGCUCGUCAGAUGAGGUUUCUUUGGAGCAGGAGUCGGAGGAUGACAUGAACUCUUCACGCACGUCUUUAGACAAGCAGACACACCACCGCGCCAACACCACCAUGCACGUGUGCUGGCACCGCAACACCAGUGUGUCUAUGUCUGACCACUGCCAGGCCGUGGAGAACCAGCUCUCCGGAUACCUGCUCAGAAAGUUUAAAAACAGUAACGGGUGGCAGAAACUCUGGGUUGUUUUUACCAACUUCUGCUUGUUCUUCUACAAGACACACCAGGACGACUUCCCACUGGCCAGUCUCCCUCUGCUGGGAUAUACAGUGAGCACCCCUGAUGAGACUGACAGCAUCCACAAAGAGUACGUCUUCAAACUGCAGUUCAAGUCCCAUGUGUACUUCUUCAGAGCCGAGAGCGAGUACACCUUUGAACGAUGGAUGGAAGUGAUCAAGAGCGCCGCCAGUACGACAGGCCGGAUGACUCUACUCAUCCCCAAAGGAGGAACUCCCAUGGAAAUUAAUGGGAACGGAAUUUAAACAGUUUUACUCUGAGGGCUGGGCCUUCAGCAGAAACCUUUUCACUUUUAACAAGAAUCAAAGCAUUUCAACUGGAGACUGAUUCAUACUUUCAGUUUAAACACUUAAUGUUUCUAAUUAUGUGUGCAUUGUUUUUGUUUUUUCAUUGAUGUAUAACACUUGUUGUGAUGGAUCACAAGGGAGAUACUAUAUUGUCAAAUGUUGCCCAACCAGGCCAUUAUAGACUGAUCAACAUAGCAGGUUAGUAUUUUAUGGGACCAAUUUGAACACAAAGGACUUCAUGCUUGUUUUGUUUUUUUGUUUGUUUGUUUUUUGACUGAAACUGUGUGGCUAUGAUCUGAACAAAGAUGACCUAUUGCAUGUGCUAGUGGUGAGUGAAAGAAAGGAGACUUUGCAUUGUAAUUCAAGGAACAUGCUACUGUGCAAAAGUUUGACCUUUUAUGGUGUAUCAAAACUGUGUUGAAAAAGUUUAAAAUAGUAGCAUAAAGGAACACUCUAUGGAUCGGACAAAAGGAAAUGACGAAAACAGAAUAUCUGAAAAUGGACGUAGUUGCGUAAUAAAGAGCAUAAACCUCUGCCAAGGCACUGUUUAUAUCCGGCAAAGGUAAACAUAUAGUGCCCAGAUCUAAAGGAAAUCUGUUUACACCGUGCCACAAAUCUCACAGUUAUAAUAAAAAACAUUGCUUUGAUUUUGUACAUUAUUACUGGUUACUAAAACUUUUGCACAGUAUUGAAUAUUGACUGAAAGGAACAAAAGGGUUAACUGAAGGUGUAAUAAAAGUUGCUGCAUUUUGACAGAUAUAUUGGAUGUUUUAAGGACAGUCACAGAAGCGUCCAGGUUUCAGGCAUUACUAAAAGCUUAGAGUACCAACUAUUUUCCCACUUUGUAUUUAUCUUAGCAGUAUUUAUUUCAAAGCCAGUGGAAUCUAAAGGGUCUGUUUACCUCUUAUUAGAAAAGGGAGCUUGUCUUGCUUUAUAGUUUUCCUAUAAAAACCUAUUUGGUGCUACACAUUUCAAUAUCAGGCCGUGUAAUCCUUUUUACUUUGCAUUGUGUGGUUAACAGAAGAACAUCAAGCUAGCGUUACUUUAAAUGUCUUUUCCAUGAAGAACAUAUUUUUGAAGUGAUUUUUCCGCCACUGUUUUAGAAGAGUUUUGAGAUUUGCGCUAACAUCAGUGGCGUAGCUACAGUAUGUCCAUCUGUGGUACUUUUGUUUAUUUUAUGAAGCUGAAACUGGAAUCAUUGUAUGUAUUUGUGUGGAGAAGCCAAAAUGUUAGACUAUGCCUUUAAAACCCUCUGGAGCUAAAUGAGGAGGUGAUGAUAGGGGUGCAUUCUUGUGUUAGAGACUGCUGCACGGCUAACACUACGUAUUUAUUGGAUGGCAUAUCAUCAAGUAUGUGUAGUCCCCAUGUUAUUUCAAUGGAAGGCUAACGAAUUAAACAGAUUGUUUGGAAUAUCAA
Molecule: messenger RNA, 4491 nt
Organism: Boleophthalmus pectinirostris (great blue-spotted mudskipper)
Lineage: Eukaryota; Metazoa; Chordata; Actinopteri; Gobiiformes; Gobiidae
Gene: farp2
Product: FERM, RhoGEF and pleckstrin domain protein 2
Exons: 26
Coding region: 1-3033 (1010 amino acids)
Cellular component (GO): cytoskeleton
Molecular function (GO): cytoskeletal protein binding; guanyl-nucleotide exchange factor activity
Source: RefSeq, a predicted model, not a curated record